UGAAGCCAAGAUGGCGGCGCGCGUACCGCUGUCUCUGAAGAUGUCACCCUCAGCUUCUUUGGGCGCUCGGUUUCUAAUAAAAGAGCAAACCUUUCCCCAAAACCUGCUUAAAUCUUUAACGGAGCUUUUCAAACGAGGUUACUCCGUGAAACCCCUCCAGGCGGUGGAGGACAGCGGGCUCGGCGGCGCCCGGUUCAGCGGCCCCCUGGAUCACUACGCCGGGCUGAUCGGAGACGGGACGCUGCGGGAGGACGAGCAUCAACGAGCGGUGCUGCAGAAGCUGGACGAGCUCCACAAAACCCUCAGAGGCUACAGCAACGCGCCGACGUCCAUCUUCUCCAAGUUUUUCACAAAGCCAAAAGCUCCAAACGGCUACUACAUCUACGGUGACGUUGGCACAGGAAAAACUAUGGUCAUGGACAUGUUUUACUCGUAUGUGGAGACUGAAAAGAAAAAACGGGUUCACUUCCAUGGCUUUAUGCUGGAUGUGCACAAAAGAAUCCAUCGACUAAAGCAAAGUAUGCCAAAAAGGAAAGCAGGAAAAAUGGCCAAAUCCUAUGAUCCCAUUGCUCCAGUUGCUGAGGAGAUCAGUGAGGAGGCUUGUCUUCUGUGCUUUGAUGAGUUCCAGGUCACUGACAUAGCAGAUGCCAUGAUCCUCAAGCAGCUUUUUGAGAAUCUGUUUCUUAAUGGAGUUGUUGUUGUAGCAACUUCUAAUCGUCCACCUGAAGACUUGUAUAAAAACGGACUGCAGAGAGUCAACUUUGUGCCUUUUAUAGCUGUCUUGCAGAGUCAUUGCCAAACUCUUCGUCUGGAUUCCGGGAUAGAUUACCGCAAGACGAGCAGACCCUCUGCUGGGAAACUCUACUUUCUCUCCACUGAGCCUGACGUGGAUGCAACACUCGACAAUAUGUUUGAUGAGCUGGCUUUCAAGCAGAAUGACAUAACACGACCUAGAGUUUUAAAUGUAAACAACAGGAAAGUCCGUCUGAAUAAAGCAUGUGGGACCAUUGCAGACUGUACGUUUGAGGAGCUAUGUGACAGACCUUUAGGGGCCAGUGACUACCUGGAGAUAUCUAGGCUUUUCGACACAGUCUUCAUUCGACACAUUCCUCUGCUCACACUGAACAAGAAAACUCAGGCCAGGCGGCUCAUAACGCUCGUGGACGCCCUCUACGAGCACAAGGUGCGCGUGGUGGUUCUUGCCGACCACCCUCUGGAGGAUAUCUUCGUGCACGACGGCGACCACAGUCACGACGAGAGCCACAUUCUCAUGGACGACCUGGGACUGAAGAGGGAAGAAGCCAGCAGUCUGUCCAUCUUCAGUGGAGAGGAGGAAAAAUUUGCCUUCCAGAGGACAGUGUCUCGACUCACAGAGAUGCAGACAGAACAAUACUGGCUGGAAGGGGACAGAAGCACCAAAUCACAGGUUUAACAUUUGGGAGAAGUCCACCGUGUUAUCCAACCACCAUGCGCUGUGGUCCUCUCUGCCAAAUCCAACCCGGACGGAACACUACUCCUACUCACGCACAAAGAAAGGGACUGAACUGUAUAUGUGCAAAUGUUUUUCACAGAAUAUUUAUUGAUCUCUUAAAGCCUUUUAUUAUUUUACCGCGACAUUGCACUUUACAAAUCAUUUUUAGGAUGAGCUUGAGGUUGUAUUGCUUCUAGGCAGACUUCAUAACUCGACCCAACUGUAUUUAUAUCUAUGAAUCUCUGAGAAAGAUAGAUGACCUCUGCCUAAUGGACUUUUGUGAAGAUUUAGGAGACUAUUUAAUCUGAUCUCUUCAGAAAUGCACAGUGAUUUUUUUAAAUUCUCUGAGUUAUAUCCUGUAGAUGUCUAAAUAUAGUGAAGGCAGUGGGUUUGGGGGAUCUGAAGCUUUUUUGGGUGCUUUAUGCGGAUGGUGCUGUCUAAAACCAACAUCUAAAUAUUUUAAGCAGUGUUUUAAGUUCCUUCAUAAGAAAAAAAUAUGAAUCUACAUCCAGGAGAGGAUGUAUAUAUUUCUAUGCAUCUAACUUCAUAUGCAAUGACUGGACCUAACUCUUAAAAGAGUUUUAAGAAAAUCCAUCCAGUAACACACAGCUCUGUACUUAAAAUGCUCUGUGAGCACCAUGUUGAACCAUGCCACUUGCUUAUUGUUGCAUUGAGAACAGUAAUAUUGACAUUCACACUACAGGCCUUGGAGGGUUGUCACUGAAAGCUCCACAGUGAAGGCUGAGGACACGACCUGGGCCGCUUCAGUCAGAACCAGCUGGUUUCAGGUAGGAGGCAGCAGAUGGUGUCCAACCAAAUGACACAACAUUGUUUUAUAAUAUAUUACAAUAUGUACC
This is a messenger RNA of Betta splendens (Siamese fighting fish), 2328 nucleotides long. RefSeq names its product AFG1 like ATPase a (gene afg1la). NCBI's taxonomy places the organism in Eukaryota, Metazoa, Chordata, Actinopteri, Anabantiformes, Osphronemidae. The record is from RefSeq and is a predicted model, not a curated record. Gene Ontology annotation, molecular function: ATP binding; ATP hydrolysis activity. The coding region runs from base 11 to 1432 and encodes 473 amino acids. The transcript has 13 exons. Gene Ontology annotation, cellular component: mitochondrion; cytoplasm.